Passer domesticus (house sparrow) is the source of this 3088-nucleotide messenger RNA. It is a transcript of the gene ACAD11, whose product is annotated as acyl-CoA dehydrogenase family member 11. The record is from RefSeq and is a predicted model, not a curated record. NCBI's taxonomy places the organism in Eukaryota, Metazoa, Chordata, Aves, Passeriformes, Passeridae. Gene Ontology annotation, molecular function: flavin adenine dinucleotide binding; acyl-CoA dehydrogenase activity. The transcript is spliced from 17 exons. Gene Ontology annotation, biological process: fatty acid beta-oxidation using acyl-CoA dehydrogenase. Gene Ontology annotation, cellular component: cytoplasm; mitochondrion. Bases 156 to 2042 code for a protein of 628 amino acids.
GGUGUCCGCCGGGCCGGUUCCUGCCUCCCGGGAAACGCCGUGUUCCGCGAGAAGCCACCAGGCCCGACAGCCGGGGGGCUGCGGAGCGCUUUCCUUGGCCGAGCGAGGCGCCUCCGGCUGAGCCGGCCGGGCGGGCUCCGGCGCGGCCUCCGAGGAUGGCGGAGGAGCCGGGCACUAGCGAGGUGCGGCGGCAGCACCGCUUCGACCAGGGCAGCCUGGAGCGCUACCUGAGCAGCCGCUUGCCCGGCUUCCCUCGGCAGCCCGCGGGCACGCUGGCUGUCAGGCAGUACAGCUCAGGCCAGUCAAACCCAACCUUUUACCUUCAGAAGGGUGGGCAGGCCUUUGUGCUCAGGAAGAAGCCCCAUGGUCCCCUUUUACCUGGAGCACACAAGGUCGAUAGAGAGUAUCGUGUGCAGAAAGCCUUAUUUUCAGUUGGGUUUCCAGUGCCUGAGCCCCUUUUGUAUUGCAGUGACGUUUCUAUCAUUGGAACAGAGUUUUAUGUAAUGCAACAUGUGCAGGGUCGCAUUUUCCGAGACAUCUCCCUGCCUGAGGUGGGCCCAGCAGAGCGUUCUGCUCUGUAUCUUGCAAUGAUAGAAACUCUGGCCCUGUUGCACUCCUUUGAUUUGCAGUCAUUGGGUCUCCAAGGAUAUGGUAGAGGACCAGGGUACUGCAAAAGACAGGUAUCAACUUGGAAAAAACAGUAUGAUGCAGCUGCUCAUACAGAUAUUCCUGCCAUGAACAAGCUGGCUGAGUGGUUAGCAAACAACUUGCCACCUGAUGAUAAUGAAGAAACCCUGAUUCAUGGGGACUUCAGAAUAGAUAACAUCAUCUUUCACCCAACAGAGGCUCGUGUUUUGGCAGUGCUGGACUGGGAACUUUCAACUACUGGUCAUCCUUUAGCAGAUUUAGCAUAUGCUACUCAAUUCUACUUUUGGCCUACAUCUAUUAAGGCCUUGGGUCAAGGCUCUGUCUUGGGUUUCAAAGACACCAUAGAAACUCCUUCCUUUGAAGAACUGGUUUCCAUUUACUGCCGCUGCCGACGUAUUUCCACUACUUUACCCAACUUGAACUUUUUUCUUGCUUUGUCCUAUUUUAAAAUGGCAGGGAUAGCCCAGGGUGUAUAUGCCAGGUAUCUUAUUGGAAAUGCUUCUGCAGAGAACAGUCAUGAAUUUGCUAAGCUUGUGGAGCCUUUGGCAGAAAGAGGAUUAGAACUCUCAAAAAGGUCAUCCUUCAGCAGCACACAGCACAGCAUUUCUGGAGAGCUCUUCCAUCAGAGUAGGAAAGGCCAAGAAAUUUUGCUGAAAGUUAAGCAGUUCAUGAAGCAGCACAUUUAUCCAGCUGAGAAGGAAAUAAUAAAAUAUUAUAUGGAACAAAGAAAUGCUGAGGACAAAUGGAAGAAACCACCACUGCUGGAGAGACUGAAGGAAUUGGCCAAAGCAGAAGGUCUGUGGAACCUUUUCCUCCCAGCUGUCAGUGGUCUCAGCCAGCUCGACUAUGCCCUAAUAGCUGAGGAGACAGGGAGAUGCCUUAUUGCUCCUGAGGUUUUCAACUGUCAUGCACCAGACACUGGAAACAUGGAGGUCCUCCACAUGUAUGGCACUGAAGAGCAAAAGAAAGAGUGGCUGGAGCCUCUCCUGGAAGGGAAGAUUAGUUCUUGCUUCUGCAUGACAGAACCUGAUGUGGCUUCAAGUGACGCGACCAAUAUGCAAUGCACCAUUGAGCGAGAUGGGAACAGCUAUGUGAUCAAUGGCAAGAAGUGGUGGAGCAGUGGUGCUGGGAACCCAAAUUGCAAAGUUGCAAUUGUAAUGGGCAAAACCAAAAAUUCAUCAGCAUCCAGGUACAAGCAGCACAGUAUGAUUAUUGUUCCCAUGGACACCCCAGGGCUGAAGCUGAUAAGACCUCUUUCAGUGUUUGGCUACAUGGAUGAGAUCCAUGGAGGACAUUUUGAGAUACACUUCAAUGACGUGCGAGUACCUGUCUCCAAUAUAAUCCUGGGAGAGGGCAGGAUGCCUGUCCUCCCACCACACAUCAGAAGGUUGUAAUAGCAGUACCAUUUUCACACUGCAAUUAUAAAUUAGAACUAAACAAAGAAUGGCAGCCACACAUGGGUUGUUGCUUGACUUCUGCUGGCAGUAACCAUUUAAGAUUAAUGGCUGAUGCUCAGUUUAAACAGCCACAUGGGUAAGACUGCUACUCACUCAAGAUACAUUAGUUGCAAUGAAUAAGAAAAAGCUUUUGCAGAACUUUUACUUGUCUAAAUUAUAGGACUUCUAAUAAAGAACAUAUUAACUUUUAGCUAACAUUAUCAGGUACAUCAAUGGAAACUUGAAUAUCUGGAAUGCCUCUAUUUCAAGUGUUCAUUCACUUCCAUUCCAAGAAAGUACUAGAUGGAUUUCAGAUGCAUAAGCCGUUGUGAUACAAUGAGGCACUAACUUAAGCCCUGAAUUUCAACCCAGGAAGUGUCUAGAAUCAGUUAGCAAGAUCACCCUGCAACAAUCAUGAGCAACCCUUGAGAAGUAUGGGCUUGGCCCAUACAUUAUGUGGUAUGGAAACUUAAAGCCAAAGCAAGAACAAGGGCUGACAUCACUAGUCUGCCCUGGGACACUACUGCUUCCUAAACGCAAUUCUAUUCCAUCUGGAAAAACAUCCCAGGAAAUAUGGCCUUUCCUCCUUGAGAUACCCUCUAACAUGCAGGAGAAGUCUGGUGGCUCUGAGGAAUGUGGCUGAGCUACAUACAACAUUUACAGCCAAAUCUUGACUGCAGUAUGAAGACAUGCAAGGCACUAUCUAAUGUCCCAACUCACAUGCUUUCCAAACCCCCAGUGUAAGAUAAAGCAAGUUGCUAUAUUAAACCACUCACAAUUAAGCAGGUGCUCUGUUCCUCACCUUCCAACUUCCCCCUCCCCACUCCCCACUUUGAGAAGCUAAUACAACAAACUUCUCUCGGUAAGCAAUUGCACUUCCAAAAUAGACAAUACAUAUUUUGCAUGCUAUCCCAGCUAACGCUGAUAAAAUCUCACCUCUAUUAUUGCCUUCAUCACCAAACCUGCUCCUUUCACAAUUGCCAUGGAAGGGUGCUAGAACAGAA